This is a messenger RNA of Diorhabda sublineata, 2629 nucleotides long. RefSeq lists its product as uncharacterized. The coding region runs from base 521 to 1618 and encodes 365 amino acids. Lineage: Eukaryota; Metazoa; Arthropoda; Insecta; Coleoptera; Chrysomelidae. The record is from RefSeq and is a predicted model, not a curated record. The transcript is spliced from 5 exons.
UCGUCUGCAACACACACUAUAGUAAUAAUAAAUGGGAUAAUAGAUAAAUUAAAAACUCGAAAAAGGACAACCAUUGUCAAGGUUGUAUAUACACUGCCACUUUUUAACUAACGCUAAAUUUUAACAUAAUUCAAUAGACAUUUGAUGAUUGGUUAAAUACAUUGAAUGAGUCUUAAAUUUGGUAUUUAAAGUACAAUUACUAUUGUAUCGAACAAGAAACUUGCGAGCAAAUGAACUCCUUGAACCCCAAAGAUACUGGUGUUCAUAAGAACUUAGAAAGUGGAAGGCGACUGCAGAUAGGGGUUAAGGUUUCUAUCUCAGAUCAACCACCUCCCGUUUCAGUGUUAGUUAAUCAGAUUUAUUAUAACAUUCAUCCUGAAAAGUUUUUUAUUGAUUUUGCAAUCUUAAAAAUGAACGUUUAUUUUCAUAAAAUUAUAUUUGGACGUAUAGCAUUACAUACAUCGUCACUUCCGAUAGAAACAAAACAUAAUCUACAAAAAAUUGUGGGAACCUAGUAACCAUGGAAUCGCGAUUACACAGGUAUGACAGAUACCAAACUUUUCUAUUAACUUCGAUUAAUUUUCACGAAAUGUCGGAAGAUAAUUUAAUUGGAAAACGGCCUAAGACUUCUCCUGAGAAAUUAGUCACUGAAGAUUCAAGCACUAACGAGAAGAGAAAAGUAAAAAGAGUUAGUUUUGCCAGUAGCAGUUUUGUUAAGCCAUUUGCAGUUGAUCCCGAAAUAAAUACAUUAUGGGAUGACACUUACGAAGAAGAACUCCAUGAUUCAGAUAGAUCUAUUUGCAGUACUUUGGAUCAAAGUUUUUUAGAAAAUGCAGAUUUUGAAGAGUAUAAUAAAGAAAAUUAUAACCCAACUAAACCAUUUUUACCUGAAGAUAAUAUAACAUUCAGGAAAAAAAUAUUUGAAACUAAUUUAGAAACAAAAGGAAAUGCUACCAAGUCAAAUAUGAAUGAUACACCUAAAGUGACAGAUAAGCCCAGAGAGGAGAUAAACAAAGAAUUAUCAGAACCAAUGUACACAUCUGUUGGUGCAUCAAAUGAUAUUUAUCCAACAGAAGUGGACAACUCGCAAUCAUCUACAGAUUUUAUAAAACUGCAUUUUGAAAGUGAUGGGACUACUUUCGAGAACAUUUUUCCAGCUACGUGUGAACAGAUCAAGUUAUAUAAAACUGUCACUAACAGGAAAUUGGUUGAAGAUUGUGAUAUCAGAGUUGACACUGGUCCUCUAACCUCACAGAAAUGCAAUGAAAACUCCACAGGAAGUGAACAACAAUGUAAUACAAUACAUGACAGUUAUUCAGGGAAAUCAUUUCAUAAGCAAGCCAAAGGGGUACUGGAUUUGGCCAAAGUUUCAGCUUCCGAUAUAUAUACAAAUUUAUUGGAUAAAUUGGCUGAAGCAGACCUGAAAAAUUUGGAGCUGUUGGAAUCUUCAGAAAAGCCUAACGAAACAGUUGUUGCUGAUUUAAAAGAAAUGCAUCAAUUAGGCUCUGGUGCUGAGUUUGGGAGCAAUUCUAAAGAAGAAACUGAACUUUCCGAUGCUGUUCUCCAAACUUUAAGAGAACUAGUUGAGGAGGCGGUUACAAGGUCUACCGAUUACUAGGAGUUUGUUAAAUUUCAUAAACAUGAUUACUGUUUUUAAAUAUUUUAUGCAAAAGUUUCUUUCACAACUAAAGUUCACCCUGAUGAAGGAUAUUUUGGAUGAAAUCUCUAUGAUAGGUAAGCUUUGAGUUUUCAGAAUCAGAUCAUGAUAGAGAUGAGGUAAAAAUGGUGGAAUUUAUUAAGAGAUACAGCUCAACGGUCGCAAUUGUCAUCUUGAAUCAAACAAUAUCAAUAGAGUUGGCAUUGUAUAUAUAUAUAUAUAUAUAUACUCAUAUAUACUCAAUAAUAAACAAAGAGUAAGCGACUUUUUGACAACUUUUAGUAUUUUUGCUGAUAUUUGCGAAUAAAUUAAAUACCGAUUAAUCAAACAUACCAUAUGAAUGUUUCGAUUUUUAUCUACCAGACAGUAAUGGUUGUACAAAUAUAAACAAAGCUAUACAUGUGCGAUUUUUCUAUAAAAUCAAUCAUUAUUCUAAUAGGACCUUUCCGAUGUCUACCAGAAAGAAUCAUACUAUUAAGACAGAUCAAUUUCUAUACACCAGAAUAUCCAAAUCAUGAUCGGGUUAAUCCGAUCAUAGUUUCUAACAAGUCCUGUAAAUAUAUAUCCUUCUUUUUCCACACAAAAUGCACGUGCACACAAUAUGCUCAAUAUUUUCUCUAAUUGCUCUCUUACAGUAAUAGGAAAUGAUUCAUAUUUUAUAAACUGUUUUCAAGUACAUAAAAACAAAUUUUGACAAUUAUACUUGAACUUUCUGAUGGCGCCAAUUGUUGAGUAUAAAACCUAAUUGUUUAUUGAUUUUAGUGUUAUCAGCUCAAGAUAUGUUAUUGAAGAAGUAAAUGAGUACAUACUUGGGAAAUUUUUGGUGUUUCAACAAAUAUGUUCAAGAAAUAGGCAAACCUGUUUCCAGAAUAGAAGAUGAAUUUUCGAAAAAUUUUUAUUGUUCAAAUUAUUUUGUAUUUAAAUUAAUGUUAAUUUCAAUAAAAUAUAUGUUGAUACAAUGUUUUAAACAAA